AUGAGUGAGUGGAUUCGUACGCCGUUGAUUCUCGCCAGCAGCCAGGCGGAGGGGUAUGAAGCUGCGAAGCUGCUGCUCAUUUUCUUUCUUCGUGCCUCUCUCUCCCUCGUCCCCCUCGCCCCCUUUGUCUUCUCUAUCCCCGCUCUGUGUGGAGUGGACUCCAAGGGUCGCACGCCGUUGAUUCUCGCCAGCAGCCGGGCGGAGGGGUGCGAAGCUGCUGCUCAUAUUCUUCGUGCCUCUUUCCUCCCUCGUCCUCCCUCGUCCUCCCUCGUCCUCCCUCGUCCUCCCUCGUCCUCCCUCGUCCUCCCUCCUCCCUCGUCCUCCCUCCUCCCUCGUCCUCCCUCCUCCCUCGUCCUCCCUCGUCCUCCCUCGUCCUCCCUCGUCCUCCCUCCUCCCUCGUCCUCCCUCGUCCUCCCUCGUCCUCCCUCCUCCCUCGUCCUCCCUCCUCCCUCGUCCUCCCUCCUCCCUCGUCCUCCCUCGUCCUCCCUCGUCCUCCCUCGUCCUCCCUCGUCCUCCCUCCUCCCUCGUCCUCCCUCCUCCCUCGUCCUCCCUCCUCCCUCGUCCUCCCUCGUCCUCCCUCCUCCCUCGUCCUCCCUCGUCCUCCCUCCUCCCUCGUCCUCCCUCGUCCUCCCUCCUCCCUCGUCCUCCCUCGUCCCCCUGCAUUCCUCCACCCAGUGUGUGGACUCCAAGGGUCGCACGCCUGUGUGGAGUGGACUCCAAGGGUCGCACGCCGUUGAUUCUCGCCAGCAGCCGGGCGGAGGGGUGCGAAGCUGCUGCUCAUAUUCUUCGUGCCUCUUUCCUCCCUCGUCCUCCCUCGUCCUCCCUCGUCCUCCCUCGUCCUCCCUCGUCCUCCCUCGUCCUCCCUCCUCCCUCGUCCUCCCUCCUCCCUCGUCCUCCCUCCUCCCUCGUCCUCCCUCGUCCUCCCUCGUCCUCCCUCGUCCUCCCUCCUCCCUCGUCCUCCCUCGUCCUCCCUCGUCCUCCCUCCUCCCUCGUCCUCCCUCCUCCCUCGUCCUCCCUCGUCCUCCCUCGUCCUCCCUCGUCCUCCCUCCUCCCUCGUCCUCCCUCCUCCCUCGUCCUCCCUCCUCCCUCGUCCUCCCUCCUCCCUCGUCCUCCCUCGUCCUCCCUCCUCCCUCGCCCUCCCUCGUCCUCCCUCCUCCCUCGUCCUCCCUCGUCCCCCUGCAUUCCUCCACCCAGUGUGUGGACUCCGGGGGUCGCACGCCCUUGAUUCUCGCCAGCAGCCGGGCGGAGGGGGGUCGCACGCCCUUGAUUCUCGCCAGCAGCCGGGCGGAGGGGUAUGAGGCGGCGAAGCUGCUGCUGCAGAUGGGCGCCCAUCUGCACGCCUACUGCAAAGGUCCGGGAGGGGGCACAGCCAUUCACCAUGCCGCUCGCAAGCAGCUCGAUGCCACAGUGAAGCUUCUGCUAGACCAUGGAGCGGACCCCCUUCUCCCCAACGACGAACGCAAGAGCGCUCUGGACCUGGCCCGAGAGCGAAACGCCACUGCUGUCGUCCGACUUAUCGAGAGCCGGGUGGCAUUGUUCGAGGGCUAUGUACGCCAGCAGACCCUUUCAGCGCCGUCGCUUGUGAAAGCGUUUAUACCGCAAUGGGUGUACCGGAGAAUCUGGGUGGCAGUGCUUCCUGGGCCCACCAUGAGUGACGGACGCCAGACAUUUCGCCUCGCUCUCUACCCAUCCAUGGCUUUUGGAGCGCCCUAUUUCGACAUAGCUCUACACGUGUGCCGCAUUCACAUGACCAAGCUGGACUCUGCCAACCCUGUACUCGUUAUAGAGGACCCCGUUCAUGCGGAGAAGGGCAAGUGGAAGUUUGUGAGCGACAAGGAUUCACCCGACCCCUCUCAGAUAUUCCGCCUGCACGACGCCUGCCGGGGAACGCCACGGUUCUUCUUUCCCCUCUCACUCUUCCCUCCUUCUCGCUCUUCCCUCCCUUUCGCUCUUCCUUCACUCUCACUCUUCCCUCCCUCUCACUCUUCCCUCCUUUCUCAAUCUUCCCUCCUUUCUCACUCCCUCCUCUCCACUUUCAGUUCUCCUCUCCCUUCUCAGAUAUUCCGCCUGCACGACGUGUGCCGGGGAAUGGCACGGGUGACUUCUUUCUUCCCUCUCUCCCCUCCCUCCUCUCUCCGCUCUCAUCCUCUCUCUCCUCCCUCCUCUCUCCGCUCUCAUCCUCUCUCUCCUCCCUCCUCUCCCUGCUCGCAUCCUCUCUCCCCUCCCUCCUCUCUCCACCCUCACUCCCUCUCGCCUCUCACUCCUUUCUCGCCUCUCUCUCCUCUCUUUCCUCUCACUCCUCUUCCUAUCCCUCCAUCUCCUCUCAUUUCUCUGCUCUCUCUUUCUUCUCUCCUUUCUCACCCUUCUCUCCCCUGCCCUCCUAACGCUCGCACUCAGUCAGCCAAUCAGCAUCCGGCACCUCAGCAUGUGGCAUCCUCUCCCCACAUCCCACAAUCACAUGCACGACCACCAGCAACCCAGCUCCCAGCGUCUCGGUCUCACACUGCCCCCUCCUCCAUUCACCAUCCCCCCCCACCACAGAUGUACCCCCAACCUCCUGCCGUUCCUGCUGUUUCCCCUUUUGCUGCUUCUGCUUCUGCUGCUGCUUAUGAUGCAUAUGCUGCGGCCUAUUACACACAGCAGCAGGCACAGCAGCAGCAGCAGGCAUGGCAGCAGUAUCAGCAGCAGCAACAGCAGCAGCAGCAGCAGCAGCAGCAGCAGCAGCAGCAGCAGCAGCAGCAGCAGCAGCAGCAGCAGCAGCAGCAGCAGCAGCAGCAGCAGCAGCAGCAGCAGCAGCAGCUGGCAUGGCAGCAGCAGCAGCAGCAGCAGCAGCAGCAGCAGGGGGGGUGUUCUGGAGCAGCAGUGGGAGCAGGAGGGAUGGCGUCAGGAUCAUCUGACUCCAGGGAUGUGGUGAACGUGCACGCGUGGCAGGAUGACGUGGACGAGGACACGGCGUUCCAGCUGGCGCUCUCUGAGUCGAUGCACACUGCCAGCACUGCCAGCUCUGCCCGAGCCGAUGCCCCUGGUGCUUCUGGUGCCGCUGCUGCUGCUCAGGGCAUGAGCAGAGGGGAGGAGGGAGCAUACGGGUUUAUUCUCACCCGCUCUUCCUCCGAGCCUCAGUCCAGAUCCGGGCGCUCUCUCUCCUCAUCUUCCUCUUCCGCUGCUGGUGUUGGUGCUGCUGCCUCUGAUGCAUUCACUGCUUCCCAUCGCUCCUCGAGGUCCGUUUCAGCCUCUGCUGACCGGCACCCGUUUGCCCCACCUGCUGCCCCCAUCCCCUCUUCCUCUGCUGCCGCUGGCGCUUCUUCUGGCGCUGCUGCUGGUCCUGCUGCUGGCUCUGGUUCUGGCCACGCAUCCAGCUCAGCAGCCAGCUCAGCCGGUACAGCUGGCACUGCUGCUGCAGCAGGCGUGGAAGGGGGUAGAAUGCGCGACGAGAUUGCGAAUCAGUUCUCCUCUGUGGCACCGGCGUUCAACCGAGCAGCAGCAGCCGUGUCGUCGCUCUUUGCUUCCGGCCCACCGUCAGCACCCCCUGCGGAUGGUCCUGCUUCCACAGCAGGGGCAUCAGUGGGAGCAGGGAGUUUGCCAGGAGCACCCGUUCAACCACCUAUCACCCAUCAGCACCCACCUGUUUCCAUGAACCCUCAGGUGCAACCACCCAGCUCCCAUCCCCAUACACCUGCCAACGUCCCAUCCCCUGCUGCCGCGGCUGUAGCUUUUCCUGGUGCGUCGUUUUCGUCAGUAGGCGGCUCAUCUGCCGGGCUUCCUUCGCCAGCUCCUAUUCGAGAAGUGGUGAAGAUCUUCCAUGUUUAG
Messenger RNA from Closterium sp. Naga37s-1, 3807 nucleotides. Lineage: Eukaryota; Viridiplantae; Streptophyta; Zygnematophyceae; Desmidiales; Closteriaceae. The record is from the annotation of a GenBank genome assembly.